CGUGACAAAAGGUGGGUGACGCCGAAUCGAGUGUUUGCCCGGGCAAGCCGGGUGUCAGGUGUUGUGUGUUAUUCUUCGAAAAAAUCUCGGUUCUUGGGCGCGCUAGCAGAGGCACCCCGGGACGGGACGGGCAGUCAAGACAGGAGGAAAGAAGAAGAACCGACGAAUAGGGACGAAGACAAUUAUCAAAGUGGCUGAGACGAUCUCUUUUUUCCGUGAAACUACAAGAACUCGACCGAGAAACUAUAUGAGGAACAAAGCAACGAGGAACGAAAAGACAGAGAGAACGUUAAUUGAAGUAUGAACAAGUGAAACGCGUGAAAAUUGAAAUUAAAGAUAAACGGAAAGACAAAUACACCGUCGUUAGAUACUCGCGUACUGACUGAAUUUCUAAAAAAUAUCGGCAAACUUGUGUCGCAGGUAUAAAAAGCCCGACGAACGGUGCCGUCGUCGUCGCGUCGUUGUCGUUUCCAACACUAGUAUAACAGAUUUAAUACAACUCGUGAAACUGCGGUAGUGCGUGCGUCGGUCGGCGGUCGGCGAUCCACCCAGCGUCAUCAUCGCAGUCAACGUCUCGUCUGAGAUAGGAGGACGUCGAAGAGUUCGACAUGAGCCUGGAGACGCUCCUCGAGGCGGCGCGGUACGUCGAGUUGCAGGAGAAGAAGAGAGAACGCGUCGCAAGCUCGUCCUCGGAUCAAGCCAGUCCCCACUCUCACCAUUUUGCAUCGAGCGAGUCACGUGGUAUCAAGGUGAAAAGAGAACGAUCCGAGCUCGAUGACCUCUUCUGCGAAGAAAAAAUGCUCAUCAUCGAUGACGCAAUUCAGCCAUGGAUCAUCAACGUCAGGCGGAUCCGUCCGACUGUAGGAUUGAUGCGAAAUCGGAGCCGAUUAAUCCGGAAGACCGGUCGAGGGUGUAGUCUUCCUCUUUCUCUUCCUCCUCCCCUUUUCACCCCCGGCCCCGGAGGCGAUCGACCCGAAAUUUCGGACAGAAAUGUGAAGAAGAAGAGGGUCGUGUCAACCUGGAAAUAUCGAGGAGACUUUGAACGAAAAAUGGGCGUUCUGUUGCUCGGGGAAGGGACGCCGACUGUCCAGGCUCCCAACGGCAUGAAUUUGGGAAAGACGUCGACAUCACCUUGCGAGGCAAACAACAACCUAGGCGGUCUACGGGACGCUAAUUAUAAUAGCACGACGUCGACGAGCGACGUUGUCGGGAUAAUAAACGUCGACGACUCUGUGCGCUGGAUGCCACCGCCGCCAAAGAAGAAAUGGAUACGGCAUUACCUUUUGGAGGAGGAGCCGGUGGAGAACAGCAGAACAAACGGGAACCACUACGGGAUACAACGAGCCAGUCCAGUCGGCUCGAGUUCCCGAGGGACGCCGCCGACCUCCGGACAUCUAACGACGCUCCAAACCUCCCAACAGCAUCACAACAAUCACAACAAUUCCCAUAAUCAUUACACAGAUAAUCACAAUUCGAAUCAUUCGAAUCACUCGUACGGCGGGGGACCACCACUUGUCGUCGAUUUGGAAGCCAGCAGCGAUAGCAAACGACACCGGAACGGGCCAUGUGUGAUCCGGUCUGGGACGAGGGAGGUCCACAACAAGUUGGAGAAAAACCGCAGGGCGCACCUCAAGGAGUGCUUCGAACUCCUCAAGGGGCAGCUGCCCUUCCAGGAUGAGAAAAAGUCUUCGAAUUUGUCCAUCCUUCACGCAGCCAUCCGACACAUACAGACGCUGAGGAGAAAAGAACGGGAAUAUGAGCAUGAAAUGGAGACGUUGGCGAGAGAGAAAAUAGCAGCUCAGCAGAGGCUGGUUGGACUUAAAAAGGAAUUGGCUGCCACCUGGGAUCAUAUCGACUUCAAUACAAUGCUUCCAGAAUCAAGUACUAACUUGGAUGUCACUGCAACUAAGAAUGUUGCAGAAAGUAUGGACGUGGAUGUAACUAGUCUGGCGAGAGGUGGCACCAGGUAUAGCAGCACGAGUAGUUUGAGCAGUGCAGCAACGGCGAGUUCUCCACAGAACCUUCAAAGCACUCACUCAAAUACAACUGUUCAUAAUCAAGUCGCAACUGCUGCCGUUGUAUCGCAGACUCAGGGUCUAAAUCUCGCUCAAAGCUCUAGAGAUAGUCCCCCUGCCAGCUCUAGCCCUGGAGCAUCUACGCCUAGCAUUCCCACCCCAGCUCAGGAGAAAGUCAAUUCUCCCCCUACUAUCGUACAGCAGUCGCAUCAGCUGCACUUACCGAUAAGUGCUCAAAUGUUGAACACCAGUCAAGGCCUGGCUACGAUUGUUAGUCCAACCCUUCAGCAUCUUGGUCCAGGUCUGCGAGUAAUUCCUGGUGACACGAGACAACUUUUGGUUACUCAUACAACAGGAAACAAUGAAACGCGACCCUUAACUCUGGCUGUGCAAAACUCAUCUGAUCAGUCGCGACCAUUGAUUGCUGUUCAGUCAAAUAAUGGAAGCGAACCAAGGCCUGUUGCCUUGGUCGUUCAUUCUUCGGCGGCAAAUGAUAACAGAGUUACAUUUGUGCAUUCCCAUCUGUCCAAUAACGACAGGCCUCUGGCAGUUGCUGUUCACUCAUCAGCAAACGAUGUCAGGCCAGUUACCUUUGUUCAUUCUGGAAGUGAGGGCAGACCGCUAGUUCUUGCCACACACUCUCCUGCAUUGAACACUACUAGUGGUCAGGCAAGAAUAAGAACAGGAGCCCCACAGACGACGCAAGCUAUCCAUAAGAUGGUGGGAGGCGUCACCCUCGUUGGGGGUAAUGGUUCAGAACUGACAAGACUCCCAGGCGGUGCAGAAUUGAAUAUUCUACCUGCGAAUGGCCUGACACUGAGUCAUGCAGGGGUAUCGCUCCAAACAACAACGACCAAACCUGGAACUACCGUAAUGCAGAGCACUCCGUCCACAGAGGGUAUAGCUCACAUGGUUACUCCUUUGGGGAACCAGCAUACCCCCUUAUCCGGCUUGACGCCUCUCGUGACGCCAGUGACUGUAGUGUCACAGGGAAAUCAAGUAACUGCUCAUAUACUGGCGCCUUCUAAUCUUGCCGGUAAAAUGAUCACAACCCCGAUACUAAAGUCAGUUGGUCAGAUGCCGCUCGUAAAUGCGCAAUACCUCAAUACGGCCACUUUGGUGAAACCGGUUGUUGUUGUUAGUUCACCGUCAACCACGGCCUCGACUACUGCUUCGAAUUCGCUACCUACCUCAACAACACGUUCUAAUGUCUGACAGAAUAAAUUUUUUAAUAAUAUCACGUGAGGCAUGAUGAGUAUAAAUGCGAUUACCUGCGUUUUGUCAUACGAAGUAAAAAAACGGAAAUAUCAACGAACGUGCACAGGCGUUUUGAUUGUGGGGAGGUUUGGCUAUCCAGGGCAGAAUGUUGAGACCUUUUCUCAAAUCGUCCUUGCAUGGAAUCUCUACAUUCUCAAGGACAGUAUUUAUUCAAAAUUCUGUACAUCUAGCAAGUAAGUGCAAGAUAUUGGGUUUUAAAAGUACAGACGCCGAUAACAACUCUGGGAUAAUGAACACUAUUGACAUACUUGCUAUUUUGGAAGACAGGCAUUGGGAUAUUACUUUCAUGGAAUAGUCCUAGCCUGAAACUUCUACAUUCUCAAGUGCUGUAUUUAUUUAGAAUUUAUUAUUAUUAUUUUUUCUUCUCAUUUCUUCCUAAAUUUUUCUGAAUCCAAGGAAGCCAACACUGCAAACUUUCGUUCAACCUAUUCGAAUAUUAAAAUAUAUUGACGAGUUGAUCAACAUCUCUUUAAAUUGUUAUUUAUUGAAUUAAUAGGUGUGCUACUGCUAUGUGUAGGAUUUGAUGUAGCCAAAGAUUUUAUGUAGGUGGGUUUGAGGAAUUGUAUUGCAAAUCAUGCAAUCUUCUAGUUCGUACGUAACCAGGGCUUUCUACUUGUGAGUAUACCGAAAUCAGCAUAAUAAUUACAUAAUAUAAAUAUACAAUAUCACAUAAAUAUAAAAUUAAAAAUUCUCACUUUGGCUAGAGAUAUAGGAUUGCAUGAACAUGCUUGGAAACAUGUCUUUCCUGUAGUACAUACAAACCAGGGAUUCAUAAUUUAUUGUUACAUGCAGGGGUUGAAAUUACUCUUGAUCAAAAUAAAGGAAACAAGCAAGGUUUAUUAAAACUAAGACUAUCAUUGCAAUUGCUAUAAUUCAUUUUUUUCUUGUGGGGUAUAUAGAGCUGAUGUUUGAAACGUAAAUUAUAUGGAGAUGUACAGCACAGAGUUCAAACGCUUGAAUGAUAAUGAAGACAUACCAUGACGUAGCAAUGUAAAUAUGUACUUGAGAAAGACUAUAAAUAUCUAUAUUCUAAAUUAUAGUCAAAGUUCAAAGCUGAUAUCAAGUAAAUAAAUGUGUCAAUGAUUUUUUCUCUUCAUAUUUUUGUUGAUAUUGUCCUUUUUCAUGUAUAGGGCUAUUAAAAUGUAAAAUUAUAGAUCAAUUCUCCAGACCUUCAACUCUUAACGGUUAAACACUUGUCUAGAGGGAAAAAAUAUUUCAUUUACUCGACUGGUAAAUAAAUAAAUAUAUCCUCAAAUCGACAUGGUCCAAAAAGUAGGCAGAUUAAUGAAAAGACCUCGAGGUUUCAAUCUCUGUUUCUACUUGGCAGAUCUCUCUGUUAUCAAAGUAAAGCAUGCUCGGUAUUUUAUUAACCUACGUAAAAUCUUUGUUAUGGUGAGAGAGAAUCUGAAUGUCUGAUGGCUCAUUGGUUAUUCUAUGACGAAUCAGUGAUAUGGAGAUAUAUAGUUGGAACAUUUUGUAGUUACUAAAUAAAAUACUCUUAAUAAGAUGUAUGCAGAACAAUUCACACAGCUCAGCAUCAGAAUGUUUAUUGGAUUUGAGAGCAUUAUUUGCGCGUCAGAAGUAAGUGAAUAAAUCUUGAGAAAAUAAAUGUAAUGGAUAUUACAUAAAAUUCGCCCUAUUCUCCUUAAAAAAAUGUAUUUCUUGAAAAAUAUGCGUUAAUCUGCAUAUAUCCCACUUGGUAUGUUCUUUUACUCACCAGAUUGCGACUGUUAAUUAGUUUCUUUCCAAUGAACUUUGAAAUGUGGUUUGGCUCGUGAAGCGGAACUGGCUUGAACUGCUUGAAUAAAAGAACAUGCCUCGAACUUAAAAAUUGUUCGUUAUUUCUGUAAUAAUGUUUUUUUUUCUCUUCACCGCACUGUUGCAUGAACACCCAGAGUCAGUAACAGUUGUUAACUUAAUUUGCGAUUGCUAUCAUACCUGUACUUGGCGUAAUUUAUUUUUUUUUGCAACACAACUGUGCUCAUCACAUUAUCUGUUUGACGCGGCUUAUGGCUACAUCUAUCAUGUCAGUAUUUGGAGCAUGAUCAGAUUUGAAUUUUCUAUAUUGUAUAGAUAUUUUCCGAAAGUAUGGCCAAUUUUUAAAAAGAAUAUUAACAAUUAUCGUGAUUGCAAAGCAUCCGAGGGUGUCUCUUCAUUUGGAAAAGAAAAUGUUAAUAUGAUUUGAUUGUUAGUAAAAUGUCAUCUGCUGCUGCAAUGUUUUUGAAUAUUUUGUAACACACUUUGGCUCCGCUGAUUUCAUCGAGAAUAGAAUGAGCCUAUACUACAUAUGAAAAAUUACGUGGUUGAUAACUGAAUGUUUGGCAAUGGAAAGAUGACCAUUAUCCAUUGGUCAAUUUGUAGAAUUUGACGAAAUUCAAAAUUCGGACACGUUUACGUUCGUAUCAUCAGGUAUUACGUCGAUUCUUUGGAAAAAAAAGCUGGGUUGAAUAACAACUUGGUUCAUCAAAAGUGUUUCUGAAUAUUAUAUCAUAUAUAAUAAUACAGAAACGUAUGUAAUGACCUGACUUUAGAAACUAAUCGAGUUAAUCACUUUCAUAAAGUGUUGUAAACGGACUUUGCAAUAUAAUUUUUUGAGGCAAUAGCUGUGCUUAUCACCGUAAGCGACCCCAAGGAAUAGAAGACCCACACAAGAACAAAAGCUUCUGAUUGGAAGUUUGACCAAUCAGAUUUGUUUGUUCCUUUUAACAAUAAAACCGUAGGAGGUCGUUCCAUGUGUUGAAUGCAGCUAAUACAUUAAACACGCCAGCCGCUUGAUCAAGAUAUUUUGUCACAUUUUUAUAUCAAUUCAUGCCUUGUGCAUUAUUUUUCUUAUUUACUAACAAAUACGAAAUCCAACAUACCACGUUUGGUAAAUCGAAUGGCUUCUGUGUAUACAUAUCUAUGCUUAGUUUUCCUUCGUCUUUAAAUUAAACUAAUUUCUUAUAUUCUCAUUUCUUGACAAGUUCAAUUUUACGUAAUGCUUUUUAUAUAUACCAUAUAUGGACUGAUUUUGGCACGUUUUGAACGAAAAGGUUGUUAUAUUCUCGGCAUGUGUGAUUGUUGGCAGUUUUGCCACUGUCUACUUUCGUAUACUAGUAUUAAACAUGCGUAUUGUACCUUUUUCUUUUUUUGUUUUUCCUUUUCAUUAAAUUAUUUUUUAUUGUAAAUCCACAGUGUGAUUUUAUAUCUUCCAGUAAAGUCAACUUACUGGCAAUUGUACAACCUUGUCAUACUGGCAUUUAAAAUAAUCGGUGCCGCAACAUGGUUAUUCGUAGUUCACCUUCACGCAUAUCUCAUAUGUACAGGGUGCCUAUGAUAAUUAAAGACGAUUUAGAGUUUGUAUGGUUUACCAAAUUCUCACUUGUACAUUUAUAUAGACUGUGGAUAGUAAAUGUCAUCAUUGUCUUUUACAAAGUUCUUAGUGGUUUAUUUUUUUCUUAGUCGUCAAAUCAUUUCACAUACAUAAUAUUGUGCAUAAAUGUCCGGUUUUCUUUCGAAACGAAAUGCUGUUUAUCAAUUUAGUAAAAACCCAAAUGGCAAAUAGCCUAUUCUCGUUUGCUAUCAUUUUUUAUACAGCGUAUGUAUACGUACAUACGAAAUCAUUGUUCAUCUUAUGCUAAUAUGUAUGUAAAAUUGAUUGCUUUUACUGUGCUCAUGUUUGCUGCAAGCGAGAAUAUGCAGUAAGGCAAGUGUACUAGUUAUUGACACCCUUGGACGCAAUUAUUGACCCUUUUAUUUCACAAAAUUAUUAAUUUACAGCACAAAUUGUGAAUUUCUCAAUGACUAAAACCAAUUGCUAGAGGGUUGGACACUACAAAUUUAUUUUCUUGUAAUUUUAGAACUAAGGAUCAACCAGAUACAACUAAAAAUGGUCAAUAAUUCGGACAGGGUCAAUAACUGGUACACUUACCUUACAUAAUUAUCUAAGAUCUCAGUUUUGACAGCAAUCGUAUGUCAAAGAAAGUCGCAAACUGAUAAUAUCAGAACUAAAUCAACAUCAUUAUAAGCUAUUAUUGUUACAUGCAAUUAAUGUUAAAUUGCCUAAUCAUUGAAAUAGGUUUAAAGACAAAGUGGUACACCGUAAUAACAGAUGAACUUUUUAAAAAAGCGGUAAAAACAAACAAAUAUGGGAAAGAAAAUGAAUCUUCUAAAUAUGCAAGGCAACCGAGAUUUAAUAGUGGGUUGGGUAUGGGUUGAACGAGAAGGAAGGGAGAGUGUACACGAACAAUGUGAUAUAAGUAAUUAAUAAAAUUAAUUAACAAACGUAAUAAUUAAGGGAAAUAAAAAUUAUUUCCGUUGUAGGCAUCCGCCGUUAAUUAUAUUAUCCAACUAACAUCUCAAAAAUAAAAAUAAAUUGAAAACAAAACGAAAAAAAAAAAAUACAACAAAAAACAUAAUUACCAUAAUUGUACAUAGUAUACAAAACAAAUGAAUCACGAAAUAUAAUUAUAUUGAAUACAACACGAACGCCCAAUUUUUACUCCACUGGACGUAUAUAUUCCAGCGCUGUAUAUCCCAUGCAAUGAAGUUCAUAAAACAUACUUUGAAUGGCAAGCGUAUCGGGAUAAAUGAAACAUAACAAAAAAUGAAACAUAGAACUUGUCGAAGUGUGUUUUAUUAACUCGGUCGUCCUAUAUGUGUCAAUUGUACAUAGUAAAAAGAAAGUUUCUGACGAAGAAGGGAAAAGAAUGAUGCAAUCCAUAUUGAACAAAAUGGGUUACACUGCUCUUUUUGUCUUUUUCUUUCACUUUCACCAGCUGGAAAAACAUUAUCUGUAUUUGCUCAUACACUGGACAGUACAAGUUAACUGACGUCCAAAUCUUGCAAGUUGCACUGUUUUUUUUUCUUUUUUUUUUUUUAUGCAAAACUCGCUUGACAAAGCAUAAUCAAAAUUAUAGCCUUGAUUGAUCAUUUAUAUACUGACGAGUAAGUAUAUUCAGAUACAGUGUGAAGAGGAGGGUGUUUACUAUGUAUGAAUAAAUUCAGCUUCAACGUAAUUAACUCAAUACAAAAUGUAACGGUGGAAAAUUACAAAUUUUUCAGAGGUAAUCAAUGAUCUAUAAAUUACGCGAACGAUGUUAAAUUAUUACACUCACAUGUGUACUUCGCAAUAUAAAAUUUCGACUGAGAAUUAUUUGCUUAUCUGUACGUAGACAGAUAUGAGAACUGUAGCACAUGUAAUGUUUGAGAAUUGUCAGUGUAAAAGAACUACCUGUAGCGAGAGACAACAAAACUAAUUUAGAUAAUUCUAAAGUAUUACGGUAUCGUCAGUACAAUGAAGUGAUAAAUUCUAAAGUGAACAAAUUGCAUUUUCAUCAAUCAAUGCAAUCAAGUUUCCAGAUAUGUAGUCAUAUAAGUUUAUUUCUGUCUAGAAACGACUCUCAUGUAAACGAUCGUUAUAGGUAUAUAUGUUAUGAAAUUUGUAACAAAUUUUAUGGUAUAUUGAUUACAAAUCUCUUGUAAUUAUUACUAUUAUACAUAUGCUGUUGUCAUCUGAUCGUGACUAAAAAUCAUCUCACCACCAACUUUAUAUGAUAUGAAAUAUUUUUUCAUCAAUUAUUCAGUUCCACAAAAUAGGAUUUGCCGGGUGUUACAUUUACCUAUAUACAUAACUCUGAACAAUUCCUAAUUCUGUAGUGCAGAGUUGUUACCAUAAGAAACAGUAGUUGGCUUGAAUAUGCCUGUCAUCCUUUUGAUCGGAAAUAAAUAAUAAUACGUGUCUUAUAAUAUUCUAAGUGUUACUUAUGAUAGGAAUUAGAUAGUCAGAAUGUAAGGUAUGUAUGGUUAGUGGAACAGAGACAUAAGAUUUAAAGUUAUUUGAAGUAACUGUGUAUCUAGAUUACUCGUAAAUUGGUCUUCUGCUGUGUUUCGUUAUAUUUUUGCGAUACGUAUAAGUUAGAGAGAAGAUGAAUAAAUGAAUAACUACAUAAAU
Neodiprion fabricii is the source of this 9225-nucleotide messenger RNA. Its product is annotated as mucin-5AC-like. NCBI's taxonomy places the organism in Eukaryota, Metazoa, Arthropoda, Insecta, Hymenoptera, Diprionidae. Gene Ontology annotation, biological process: regulation of transcription by RNA polymerase II. Bases 609 to 3230 code for a protein of 873 amino acids. The record is from RefSeq and is a predicted model, not a curated record. Gene Ontology annotation, molecular function: protein dimerization activity; RNA polymerase II cis-regulatory region sequence-specific DNA binding; DNA-binding transcription factor activity, RNA polymerase II-specific. The transcript is spliced from 12 exons.